Molecule: messenger RNA, 2070 nt
Organism: Salvelinus namaycush (lake trout)
Lineage: Eukaryota; Metazoa; Chordata; Actinopteri; Salmoniformes; Salmonidae
Product: sodium/potassium/calcium exchanger 1-like
Exons: 9
Coding region: 1-2070 (689 amino acids)
Biological process (GO): calcium ion transmembrane transport; intracellular calcium ion homeostasis; long-term synaptic potentiation
Cellular component (GO): membrane
Molecular function (GO): calcium channel activity; calcium, potassium:sodium antiporter activity
Source: RefSeq, a predicted model, not a curated record
AUGCAUUUACCACAAAGACGGAGACUCAACCGGAGUCGCAUCCUCUUCUUCCUCUGUGGUGUAUUACUGUGCUGCGUCUACACCGUGACGUUCAAGGCCCGGCUGCAGGAGCCAUGGGUGGCCCGCCAGGCCGCAGCAGAGGAGGAUCCUGGGACAGCACUCCCAGAGGAAGGGGGCGGUAGUGAUAGUAGUAGUGUUCUGGAGGUAGACACACGAGAGGUGGUGACCUCUAACCCCUUUAGCCUAACAGAGAGCUAUGAUGAUGACGUCAUCACCAGGGCUCCUACUGUGCUGGAGGGGGAUGACGUCAUGGUGAUAACUGUCAACAGGACGGACAUUAAGCACUGUAUCUACGUAGAGGACCCUGAACCCGAGCCUCCGACUGAACCUCCUCCCACCCCCCCUCCUCCUAACACCACCACCUCCCCGGGUAUCCCUGGAGACGUCCCCCACAGGAAGGGAGAGUACCCAGAGGACCUGUUCACGGUGGACCAGAGGAGGCGGGGCUGGGUGACCCUCCACAUUCUGGGCAUGGUCUACAUGUUCGUCUCCCUCGCCAUCGUCUGUGACGAGUUCUUCGUCCCGGCGCUCGGCGUCAUCACCGUGAAGCUCGACAUCUCCGACGACGUUGCCGGGGCGACCUUCAUGGCUGCAGGAGGCUCCGCACCCGAACUGUUCACCUCUCUGAUUGGCGUGUUCAUCUCCCAUAGCAACGUGGGCAUCGGGACAAUCGUGGGGUCGGCGGUGUUUAACAUCCUGUUUGUCAUCGGGAUGUGUGCCAUCUUCUCCAGGGAGAUGCUCCACCUCACCUGGUGGCCCCUGUUCAGAGACGUCUCCUUCUACAUCAUAGAUCUGAUCAUGCUGAUCGUGUUCUUCUUGGACAACACCAUCAUGUGGUGGGAGAGCGUAAUGCUGGUGUCGGGUUACGUGGCCUACGUCUGCUUCAUGAAGUUCAACGUGCAGAUCGAACACUUCGUCAAGACGCAGAUCAACAAACACAAGAGCAUCGUGAAGAUCAUCAUGCCAGAGGAGGAGGAGGAGAAGGAACCCAAGAAGGUUGACUCACCCCAGAAGAGAGACAGAGAAAAACUGAAGGUGAAGCCCACUCUCCAGAGAGGAGGGAGUAAUGCGUCUCUCCACAACAGCACCAACAGAAACACCAUCUUCCAGCUGAUGAUCCACACACUGGACCCGCUGGGAGAAGCUGGACCUGAGAAGACUGAGCAGGCCGAACCCUCGACCUCCCAGACCACACCUAAAGAAGAGGAGAAACCAGGCCCGUCAGAGACACAGACGGACCAGGGCCCAGCGGGCGCAGGGGGAUCCGACGGCUCAGACAGCGGUGAGGAGGACGAGAGCGAAGAAGAGAGCGAGGAUGAGGAAGAUGAGGAUGAUGAAGACGAUGAUGAUGAUGAGGAAAAUAAAGAAGAGGAAGAGGGUGAAGAGAAUGAGGAACCUCUGUCGUUAGAAUGGCCAGACACCAGACGUAAACAGGCCACAUAUCUGUUUCUCCUACCGAUAGUGUUCCCUCUGUGGCUCACUGUGCCCGACGUACGCAACCCGGCUUCCAGAAAAUACUUUGCCAUGACGUUUAUUGGUUCCAUCACGUGGAUCGCUGUGUUCUCCUAUCUAAUGGUCUGGUGGGCACAUCAGGUGGGGGAGACCAUAGGCAUCUCAGAGGAGAUCAUGGGCCUGACCAUCCUGGCAGCAGGCACCUCCAUCCCUGACCUCAUCACUAGUGUCAUCGUGGCCCGUAAAGGACUGGGAGACAUGGCUGUGUCCAGCUCAGUGGGAUCCAACAUCUUCGAUAUCACUAUGGGCCUGCCCGUCCCAUGGUUGAUCUUCUCGGCGAUGCAAGGCGGUGUACCGGUGGCGGUGAACUCCAACGGUCUGUUCUGUGCCAUCGUGCUCCUCUUCGUCAUGCUCCUCUUCGUCAUCGUCAGCAUCGCGGCGUGUCGGUGGAAGAUGAGCCGUGUUCUGGGCCUCACCAUGUUCAUGCUUUACUUCGUGUUCCUGGUGCUCAGUGUGAUGCUGGAGGACCGUGUUAUUAUCUGCCCCGUCUCCAUCUGA